UCCCCCUCCCUGCUCCCCUCUCCUCCCUCCCUUCGCUCUGUCUGGCUUCCCCCGCCUUUUCCUUCCCUGCUCUGUCUGGCAGCCCCCCGCUCCAUUCCGCACAUCGGCGCUUCUCGCGAGAACUGGGGGAUGCCGAUGCUGCUGCAGCCGCCGCCUUGGAGGGGGAGACACUCGGGGGGAGCCAGUGACGUCGGGAGUUUUCCUGAAAGUCAAUAACGAGCCUGGCGGCCGAAAAGGCGGCGGCGGCGGCGGCGGCGUCCCCAGCCGAGCCGAACGCUGACUCCCGGGCGGCUCUGGGUAAAUUGAGCCGGGAGCAGGAGCCUCCGCCCUGAUCCGUGGAUGCUAAGGCCGAGCUGCCCAGGCGGUCUUAUGUAGCCGCCGCCGCCCCUCCUACGUCUCCUCAGAGCGCCGCUGACCAGCACCGGGACCUUCGAGGCAGCGGUGACUGGUGAGGCAUACAGCGGCUGUCGAAGGACCGAACCCGGCGCGGGGGGCAAGGGAGGAGGGUGCGUGGCACCCCCGCCCGGAACCGCCUCCACACCAUUUCCCGCCAUUUCCACACCAAGGGCCAGCCUCAACCGCCCUCGUCCCUGCUUCAGGUUGAUUUAAGAUAGUGAAAAGUCAGAAGAGACGUGAAACUCUGACAUACUGCAAAUAAUAUUUCUCUGAAUUGAAGGCUCAGUGUGGAGCCAUCAUGAGUGAUGUUACAAUUGUGAAAGAAGGUUGGGUUCAGAAAAGGGCCAAAAAAGGCUUCCAGAUCAAUUUAAAAAAACUCCUUGACCUCAGGCUUACAACCUUAAAGGGCACUGCACAAAAGGAACUGGAUCAGGAGAGACAGGGAAAUAAGAAAACUCAGAUGCAAGUUCAAUUCAAGAGUUACAAUGCCCAGCUGGGAUGGAAGCUAUUCUGGGACAGUAGGAGCCAAAAACUGCUGGUCUCUCAGAGAAUAUAUAAAAAAUUGGAGGCCAAGAUAUUUCCUUUUGAAGACAGAUGGAUCUUUCAUAGGAUAUAAGGAAAAGCCCCAAGAUGUGGAUCUACCAUAUCCUCUUAACAACUUUUCAGUGGCAAAAUGCCAGCUAAUGAAAACAGAGAGACCAAAACCAAACACAUUUAUUAUCCGAUGUCUUCAAUGGACCACUGUGAUAGAAAGGACAUUUCACGUAGAUACACCAGAAGAACGGGAAGAAUGGACAGAAGCCAUCCAAGCAGUAGCAGACAGGCUUCAGAGGCAGGAAGAAGAAAGAAUGAACUGUAGUCCAACCUCGCAGAUUGAUAAUAUAGGAGAGGAGGAGAUGGACGCUUCCACAACCCAUCAUAAAAGAAAGACAAUGAAUGAUUUUGAUUACUUAAAACUACUUGGCAAAGGCACCUUUGGCAAAGUUAUUCUGGUUCGAGAGAAGGCAAGUGGAAAAUAUUAUGCUAUGAAGAUUUUGAAAAAGGAAGUUAUCAUUGCAAAGGAUGAAGUGGCUCACACACUUACAGAAAGCAGAGUAUUGAAAAACACUAGACACCCCUUUUUGACGUCUUUGAAAUAUUCAUUCCAGACAAAGGACCGUUUGUGUUUUGUGAUGGAAUACGUGAAUGGAGGAGAGCUGUUUUUCCAUUUGUCGAGAGAGCGGGUGUUCUCUGAGGAUCGCACACGCUUCUAUGGUGCAGAAAUUGUUUCUGCUUUGGACUAUCUGCAUUCUGGAAAGAUUGUGUAUCGUGAUCUCAAGUUGGAGAACCUAAUGUUGGAUAAGGAUGGACACAUAAAAAUUACAGAUUUUGGACUUUGCAAAGAAGGGAUCACAGAUGCAGCGACUAUGAAAACUUUCUGUGGCACCCCAGAGUACUUGGCUCCUGAGGUCAACUCCUGUGUACAUUUAAUUGAAGAAGCAUACAUCCUUAUUUUUCUUAUGCAGAUGUCUAAAUAUAGGACAUCAAAAAAGAGAAUCACAAAUUACAUGAUUGAAAGUAAUGGGAUGAGAAUUUUAGUUCCAAGGAAAGACUGGAGGAAUUUCAAGGAAUACAGCUUAAAGUAUCUGUACAUGAAGGUUUUGGAAGACAAUGACUAUGGUCGUGCAGUGGAUUGGUGGGGCCUUGGAGUUGUCAUGUAUGAAAUGAUGUGUGGCAGGUUGCCAUUUUACAACCAAGAUCAUGAAAAACUAUUUGAACUAAUACUAAUGGAAGAUAUAAAAUUUCCCCGAACACUGUCAUCUGAUGCAAAAUCACUACUUUCAGGUCUGCUGAUAAAAGAUCCAAAUAAACGUCUUGGUGGAGGACCAGAUGAUGCUAAAGAAAUUAUGCGACACAGUUUCUUUGCUGGAGUAAACUGGCAAGAUGUAUAUGAUAAAAAGGUGGUGUUGAAGUUCCAUGUGCUGGUUCCUCAUUUCUUGACAAGAGUUCUUCAGAAGCUGCUUAUUCCUCCUUUUAAACCUCAAGUGACAUCUGAGACAGACACCAGAUACUUUGAUGAAGAGUUUACUGCUCAGACUAUUACAAUAACACCACCUGAAAAAUAUGAUGAAGAUGGUAUGGACUGCAUGGACAAUGAAAGGCGACCACACUUCCCUCAGUUUUCCUAUUCUGCAAGCGGACGGGAAUAGCUUGUUGUUUUGUUCUGCUGCUUCACGAUCAUAUUAGAUUUAUCACUGAAAAUGAUUCCUGACAUCACCACCAGUAUUUGCUAUUAUUUAGGAUAGCAGAGCACUUUCAGAGAUCAUUCCAAAUUGAACAAGUUCCCUUCUUGACCAAUCAACCUCUUUGAUUUAUUUGCAUGACAUUUUAUAUUGGUCUAAGGUCCCCUGCUGUUACUGCUGUCCACUAACUCAGCAAGAAAGUAACAGUAAGAAGCUAUCCACAAAUGUUGUGGUGUUAGAUGACAAAUUCUCAGUGGUGCAUUUUGUGCACAGCUGGUUAUCAUUCUUUUGUCUUCUCAGAGCAGAGGCUAAAGAACAUGUUGAUCUGAGAUGCAUUCCUCACCUUCUAGAAGACAAAUCAAAUUCUAGUAAAUAUAUAUAUAUAUAUAUAUAUAUAUAUAAUGGUUUAUGAAUUCUCACAUCUCUUUGAGCUGGACAGAACAAGGAAAAGUAGACGGUGGUGUAUAUAUACAAAGCUUUUGGUAGGCAUAUCAUCACUUGAAUCAGACAUGUCGUUAACAUUUGGAUGAAAACAUUCAGGAAGACGACUUAUAACUGUUAAUAUAUAUAAAUAUAUAUAUAUAAAUAUAUAUAUAUUGUUUUUAAUUACUGUUGGAUUCUACACAAGAAGCAGAAAGGCUGGGAUCAUCUAGCCACCACUUCCAGAUUCAUGUGCAAUUAUGGAGAACUGAACUUUUAAAAUGCAAGAACUUAAGGCAUAAAAGCAGCAACUGAAGUUGUUUAAAGGUCUUAUGAUUUGCAUCUCUCUCAUGCUUUUCUUUUUCUUUGUUGAUAUACAUCACCUUUGGAGGCUGAAGAAUGUAGACAAGCAUAACAUCACUUUUCACCAAAAUUUGUACACAAAGGUAAACAGGAGUUUGCCUCACAUGUUUUCACUUUGAGUUUGUGAAUUAGCUUUUUUCUUCAGGUGUUUUAACGGAAUAUUUUUGUUACAUUUCAAUAGUAUUUAUUUUUAGUGACGAUUGUAUGUGUCAUGUUUGCAAAUGCUGCUAUAUCCUAGAAGAGGCUUACCAUUUAUUUUGUAAUGUAUGGAAGGACUGUACAAGCUGAACAAAAUAAUGCACUUUUUCCCAUGUGAAAAAUGUUAACAAGACUCUGAAAGUGUACCCUGUACUUUUUAUCAGGUUUCCACAGGAGAAACAUUUCAUUAUUGUCAAGAGAAAAUCCCAAAGCCAUGCAUCCAGGCGAGUGCACUCUCUACUCAAUAUAGUAUAGGACUCUGAUAGUCACUUGAACUUUUUAGCGAUGCUAAGUUUACAGCGAUUACAACAAAAACACUUUACUAUAAUGUUUCAAACAAUAUAAUAUAUUACAUUGGUGGGAACAGCCAUUCUAAAGUGGUGUUUGAUCACUGGCCCCAACAGAUAUAACAUUGUUAGUGAACUGAAUUAACGGAAUAUUUGAAUUCUUUAUUUUAUGAUUUUUAAAAAGUAAACAUGGUGAGGGAAGGCAAUCUCUUAUACAGCCUUUGGUUCUGGGAGUUGGGAUUUUCUGAAUGAGCCAGUAAAUGUAAUAACAGUGCAACAGUACUGACAUCACACAAUGCUACUUCAUGGGAUCAUUGAAAUACCUUGGAUUCAUUAUUUUUUCACCUGUAACAAACUGUGAUUUAGCUUAGUAUUACUGAUGCUGUGUAUGAAUGUGUACAAUACUUUUGAGAAGAAAAUAAUAUUUACAUGCAGAUGUUUUAGCCUCUUGAUGCUGAAAAUUUAGAUACCCUAGCAUAUAAACCACUGCAGGCAGUGGAACGUGCUGGGGCUAUCAAGAGGCAUGUAGGCAUCUUAUUAAGGCAGCUAAGACAAACACAUUUUCCAUAAGCAAAGCAGAUUUUAUUGUAUCUCUGCAUCAUAGUAGGUCAUGGUUAGUAGGUCACCUCUUGAGUGGAUGGAAUACAGAAUAAAACUACAUCUACACUUGGUGUUAGAGGUGGUGAUGCUGAAGUACUAAGGAGCAAUGAGAGUGAAUCAGUGGCUAGAAUUUUUAAGUUUAAGACCAGUGUCCUAUUAUACCAAAUGGGACCACAUGAUAAUAUUCAUUGUGGCCCCAAUCCUGAGUCUCUUAUAAACAGAAAACUCUCUGCUGGCCAGAUGGGCAGUGUGGUCAUUUGUGAAGCUCUACUUGCCCUUUAGUGUGGGGAAUUGGGGAGAAGAGCUUAGUAGCUUCAGCCUCCAAUCAGAUGAUCAGCCCUUUCAAAUGUUAACACCACCUGCUGUCUUUGUAUCAGAUAUGUACUAGCCGGAUUUAAUAAGGGGCACCACAUGCACAACCCCUCAUGUAAGAUGGGGUAUUUCCCCUCCCCAUGCAGUGCCCUUUAUUACAUAAGCAUGGGAUCUGCACAUGGAUCAAACUUGAUAGAUUGGGAAAAGUAUGCCUUUCCAUGGCUUAAAUAUUUCCUAACUAGGCUCAACUGCAGCUUAUAGCAGUGCUAUUUUUCUGGUUCCUAAUCCAUAGAAAAAUCCUUUUAGGUAUAAUAAAAAUAUCAAGCUGUUAUAUCUCAGUGCUAGAAUAAUAUUUAAAGAAGCCGACAGUGAUUUAUUUGAAAACCAUGCAAUAUGUCAAUCGGUGGGGAUCAUUCUAUGGAGUCCCAUUCUACACUUGGAAAAAUAUAAUAAAAUAAUCUGCAUUCUAAAUGGUUAAAACUCUCAUUUUAAUGAACUUUUAAAAAUUAAUGUAUUUGCCUUAACCAUACCUCAUUGAUUUCAGAAUUGCUAGCACUUUGGUCUGGGAACAUAACACAGUAAGCUUUCAUUCUCUGGGCUGGUAGAAAGAUAACAUAGGUGUUGUUUAAGACAGAAAAUUUCUAUGGUCUCACUCUCUGUGAUGUCAAAGGGUGGGAAGUUUGCCUUGUAUGGUUGCCCAGCCCCACCCCAGCACUUAGGUUUAUAUGUCUUUGAGCGUGGGGUAUUAAGAUUAAUGCAUAGUGACCCAUUUCUUUUCCCACUACUUGAAAAGCCUUUCUCUUAUAAUGUUACCAAAAUGGGGAAAAAAAUCUAGAGCCAACUGUGUUGAUUAAGAAAAUACUCAAAAAUAAAUGCUAAUACCUUUCCAGCUAGGGGUGACACGCUCAGCAAGCUUGAACACUCACUGGCCUAGUUGGAUGAGGAAUUGCAUGCAGAAAUAGGUACAAUGUAUAUGGUUUCCUAUACCAAUACAAAAGACAGAGAUUACCAUAGAAAUUUUCACUAUUUUCCUCAAAUCAAAUACAGUAGGGCCCCGCUUUACAGCGCUUCACUAAUGCGGCAGUCUCAAUUAGACACAGUUAAACUAAAGCCCCACUCAUACGGCGCUUGUUCCACUUUUAUGGCGGUUUUCGGGCAUUGCACCCCAUUCUAUUCAAUGAGUUCUGCUUUUCAGCAGGGGUCCGGAACGUAACCCGCCGUAUGAGUGGGGCCCUACUGUAUCACCUUUAUAUUUCUCUUUUAUGAAUUUGCCCGCAGAAUAACUAUGUUCCCAGACUAUAGAGGACAUAAGUUUUAACACUUCAAAUUCAAAAUUAAAGUUGUGUUCAGAAUAUCUUUGUCAGUUCAGGAAGGCUCCCAAAAUGUCAAAAAUACUUUAACUAUUUAAAAUUGUCACACAUCAACUCAUGUCAUUGUUACUGGGUUGUAUCCAACAUUGUAUGCGUGAAAGGCCCUCAUGAAUUGAGCUUUCCACCACUUCUCUUGGGGUGCAAAUGUACGGUUUUUCCUUACUAACUGCAGGGUCUCUCUGUUACACACUUUGCUGCUACUGUUCAUAUGGGCUGCCGUAGAAUUUCCUUAUCUUGCUCCCAGCAUUUGCCUCAGACUUCUGUCUUUAUGUUACAUUAAAUGAAAAAAUAUAUAUACUUGAGUUCAUGCCCAUACUUGGAAUGACCCUUUGGAGUUGAGAGUUAGGAAUCUCCAAUUCAUAUUCAUAGAAAUAUAGAAAUUAAUCAAAGCAGCAGCUGAAACAUACUCUUGACACUUCCCUUCUGCUUCCUCAUAGCUUCCUCUGAGUUUCGCUAGACCUUGACGGGAGUUUUAAAAAACAGUACAUUUCAGACUUGUUGAUUCCAGCUUGUACUGGCUUCCAAGACAUAAUGUGUGUCCUCUUGUACUGCAGCCGUCUUUGAGGAAAUAGGUCAUUUCUGUUUAUAUUUUGGCAGUUUUGCACACAACUUUGCUUUCCACACUAAUGAUUCUUCCAGCACAUUUCUGCUAACUACAGAGCAUCUAUUUCAGUAUUGUUUGAUACAUUUUCCAACUUUCUUUGUUUGAAGCUGGCAGUUCUUGCACAGGCCAUGCGCUUCUCCUAGAAAACAAAUGUAAGGUUUUUCCUUACUAACUGCAGGGUAUCUUUAUUACACCUCAGUGUACACACUUUGCUGCUACUGUUUGUACUGUCUACAGUAGAAUUUCCUUAUUUGGGUCCUGGUAUAAUGCAUCACAGGCAAGCAUGAAAUAAAUAACAAACUCUAAAGUGGUAAUUAAAUUACCUCCCUGUAGCUGUAGAGUUUCUGAAAUUUCUUGACCUUGCUAGUUCUUUCAUUAGACCCAUGACAGAUCUAGUUAUAUGGUUAAGGACUUGAAGCAGACACAACUACAAAUCUAAGGAACCGUAUUACUGUUGGUCAUACUUAAACUGUUUUAUUUCCUUAAGUGUAUGACCCACAAGGAUGUGAAACUACAACUGUUUUUGUACACUGUACAUCCUUAGUAUUUUUACACGUAUAUGAUAGGGAUGCACAUUAUUUUCCUUCGUACAGACAGCUUAAAUAAAGCACUAUGGCAAUCUGCGACUUAUGUAUUGUUGUUGCUUUUGUUUUGAGGUGCAAACAUGUAUAAAGGUUGCAACAAAGGAGUUUUUAGUUUUAUCUAUGACUUUUAGGAUAAAAGCAAUUUUAUUCUAUGAAAAUGGUAAAAAAUAAAGCAAUAUCUCUGCAAUUGCAAAUUACUGCAGAUAUCUUGAGUGCUAUGGUAUACUUGAGAAAAGUAUAGAUCAUAAUAUGCAGCCCAUCUAAA
This is a messenger RNA of Rhineura floridana, 7621 nucleotides long. RefSeq names its product AKT serine/threonine kinase 3 (gene AKT3). Bases 882 to 2585 code for a protein of 567 amino acids. The record is from RefSeq and is a predicted model, not a curated record. The transcript has 17 exons. Gene Ontology annotation, molecular function: protein serine/threonine kinase activity; ATP binding. Gene Ontology annotation, biological process: protein phosphorylation. Lineage: Eukaryota; Metazoa; Chordata; Lepidosauria; Squamata; Rhineuridae.